UCAUGUAGUUCAUUUUCGAACGUAGGGCCCACAAAUUGGAUCUAAAUUCGAUUUUUAAAAACACGACAAUCUAAAUUUUUAGUUUUUAAAUUGAGUUUCGUGGGGGCCUAGGCACGGGUUUUACCAAUGAGCUCCAGAUUCGCCGGCUGCCUGCUCACGCGGAUGUCCGCUCCUCAGGUCCGCGGAUCCAUGGGCAUGGCUAUCAAGUGGCAGCUGCGCAGCUACUGUGAUCCACCUCUCAUGGCCAGCGAUGCCUACAAGGCGGUGAAGGAGCAAAAGGCACUCGCAAUGAAGAAAAAGCAGGCGGCCGACAAGAAGGAGGCGGCCAAAAAGGAUGCCGAACGCGUUAAAUACAAGUUGAAGAAGUGCAUCGAGGUCAAGUCGAAGGCGCUGAAGGCGAAAAUAAAGUGUAUGUCGCCGGAGGAGCAGAAGGCCAUGGGGGAGAUGAUGGACUGCGUGAUGACGGGCGUCAAGAGAGUCUGUCUGAAGGCCGUGAUGCAGAAGUACUGCAGGGAGCAUGAACUCAAGCUCCGCUACGAGCGGCUGAUAAAGGCCAAGAAGAUUGAGAAGUUAAUGAAGGCAUGUCCGGCAAAGAAAAAGGACGACUCAGCGGAAGGGAGCAAGGGGCCCACAGGGAAAGAGACCAUAUGUAAGGAAUCAGAAACGCUUAAGAAGUGCAUAGCAGAUACCACAAAGCUCUUAGAAGCCGAGUUGGAGAGAGAGAAUCAGAAGGAGAAAGAAAAGUGUAAGGAUAAACCGGAGGAGGAUAAGUGCGACGCUAAGACUAAGAAGUCCGCGAAGAAAGCAGCAGACGGGUCUACAGAGAAGGGCAAAGAUGAUACAAAGAAGAUGAACGAUAAAGAUGAAACGCCAAAAGUUAAGGAUAAAACAAGUACCAAGGAUAAGGGCAAUGAUCCUGCGGAAAAAGCUAAGGCUUCUGAUAAGCCCAAAAAGAAUCCUAAAGCUAAAGCAGCAAAUGACGAAGCUAAGGAAGCCAAGAAGCAGGAGUGCCCAAAGAAGUCCAAGGAGAAACCGAAAUGUCCCGAAGGAGACGCGAAAAAGUCUCCAUACGAGCAGAAGAUGGAAGAGUGCAUAUCUGAAGAAUGGAAGGAUGUAUGCAAAGCCCAGGAGAAGAAAAAGACUGAUCUGUCUGCCAUAGAAGACUGUCUCAAUGCGCAAAUCAAGAAGAGGUGCCGCAAGAUGGUGAUUAAGAUGAUGUGUGCAGACGCCUUUGGAGAGCUAAAGAAGAAGAAUAGGUGCACGGCAAAAAAGGAAAGUGGAGAAAGCUGCGUUCAAAAGAAGUGGAAAGAGGCUUGCCCCACUAUUCAAGAACUCGCCGAGAAGAAUGACGUAGAUUUUGCCGAAGCCUCUGAAGAAGUGAAGAAAAUGAUCGAGAAGUCCUGCAAAGAGGAUGAACAAAGCAAGGAGUGUCAGAUUAAGGAAAUACAAGAAAGUAUCGAAAAGUGUGCAAUGAAGAAGAAAUGCGCAGAAGCAAGACAGAAAAGCAAGUGCAAUGAAGUAGAGAGAAAGAAAAAGCGAGAAGAGGAGGAGAAAAUGAAGAAAUGUGAAGAGGAAGCAAAAAAGAAAAUAUGCCAAGUUCUAGAGAAAACACGAGAAGAUAUAAAGAAAACCGACAGUGAACUUAAAAAGGAGUGCGGAAAGAAAGAGUGCAAAAGGGAAUCAGAUGAGGAAAUAAAGAGAAAGUGCAUAAGAAAAGCUUAUAAAGAAGUAUGCGAGGUGAGGAAAAAACGGAAGGAACUGUUGCAAAGAGAGCUGAUGGUAAAGAACAGGGUCGAAGAAGAUUGCGAUGAUGAGCAGCAGAAAAAAUGCAGAGAGCAAGAGAAGAAAAAUAAAUGCAAAGAGGAGGAGGAAAAGAAAAAAUGCGAAGACAAAGAGAUAGAAGAGAAAUGUGAACAGGAACUGCAAAAGAUUAAAUGCGCCGAAAAAGCCAAAAAGAAGAAAUGCAAGCAACUGAAAAAGAAACUGAAAUCACUCAAGAAACAAGAAAAAGAACUAAACUGUAAGCUUAAAGAGCUCAAGAACAAGGAAGAACAAAUGAAGAAAGCGGAAGAGGAAGAGAAAAGGAAAAAGUGCGAGGAAGAUAAGGUUUUAAAAGAGUGUGAUGAAUUCGAUAAGAAAGAGAAAGCCGCCGAAGCUGAGGAAAAAAAGAAGACGCCGACCAAAUAAACAUUACCCCAAAAUAAUUAUUAAAGGAGAAACAACAGAUGGACAACUGCGCUUUCAAGGACCCCAGAUUAUCAUUGCUUGCCAAGGGAAAGGCUUAAAGGACCACGGCGGUCGUCAAGGCCGCUUGUCCUUCAGUUGAUGCAGCGGAUUUCCUAUGCCAGGACUCAUUUGCCUAGAUACAUGAUUCCAGAUUUUCAGAACAGGUAAUCGACUGUAGCAACUGGGCUGUCGUUCUUGCCACCGUCACCGUGGUCUUGGUCAAUUCAAAGGACAACAAUGGAAACUUAUGGAAAUUCUGAAAAGCGUAUGGUACAUAUGAUCCCCCCGGGACCCCGUUGCCUUUCUAGUGGACGCCCAGACCAUCAACAUCAUUGUUCGCAUGGCCUUCGUUCGACUGGGAGAUUCGAUGAAAAACCCAUCAUAUGUUUUGCUCUCGAAGCUGUCAUGAAUUUUAUUUCACUUUGCUUAGUUUUUUAAUAAAAUCUCCCGUGACUGCCCCCACGUAAA
This is a messenger RNA of Drosophila yakuba, 2694 nucleotides long. RefSeq names its product axoneme-associated protein mst101(2). NCBI's taxonomy places the organism in Eukaryota, Metazoa, Arthropoda, Insecta, Diptera, Drosophilidae. The record is from RefSeq and is a predicted model, not a curated record. The transcript is spliced from 2 exons. Bases 127 to 2187 code for a protein of 686 amino acids.